AUGAUUCAGAGCCCAUUUUUCACUCAAGCCUCUCUUUCUUCCUCGUCAGUCAUAGCACCCAAUCAAUAUCUACAUACAAUGGUUGCUAAAAAAAUCGUUCUACUCGCAGGAGAUCACGUCGGCCCCGAGGUUGUCGACGAGGCUGUCAAGGUUCUCAAAGCUAUUUCGGAAGCCCGCCCAUCUGUCGAGUUCGAGUUCCAAAACCACUUGAUCGGAGGAGCCGCCAUUGAUGCCACCGGAGUUCCAUUGCCAGACGAAGCUUUGGCAGCUGCUAAGACUGCAGAUGCCAUUCUUCUUGGAGCCGUUGGAGGCCCCAAAUGGGGAACCGGUGACGUUAGACCAGAACAGGGACUGCUCAAGAUCCGCAAAGAAUUGAACCUCUACGCCAACCUCAGACCCUGCAACUUUGCUUCUGAUGCCUUGUUGAAACUUUCCCCUUUGAAGCCAGAAAUUGUCAAGGGCACCGACUUCACUGUGGUACGUGAAUUGGUGGGUGGUAUCUACUUUGGCGAGAGAAAGGAAGACGAUGGUUCUGGGUUCGCCAGUGAUACCGAGGCGUACUCUGUUCCAGAGGUCCAAAGAAUCACCAGAAUGGCUGCUUUCUUGGCUCUUCAGAGCAAUCCUCCGCUCCCAGUCUGGUCUUUGGACAAGGCCAACGUUCUAGCUUCCUCCAGACUCUGGAGAAAGACUGUUGAGAAAACCAUCAAAGAAGAGUUUCCUCAACUGACUCUGCAACACCAGCUUAUUGACUCUGCUGCCAUGAUCUUGGUCAAGUCUCCAACCAAACUGAACGGAGUCAUGCUCACCUCCAACAUGUUUGGUGACAUUAUUUCCGAUGAGGCCUCCGUAAUUCCCGGAUCUCUGGGCCUAUUGCCAUCUGCUUCGUUGGCUUCUUUGCCUGACAAAAACACUGCUUUUGGUCUUUACGAGCCAUGCCACGGCUCUGCGCCAGAUCUGGACAAGGGCCUGGUCAACCCAAUCGCUACUAUUCUGUCUGCUGCCAUGAUGCUCAAGCUUUCGUUGAAUCUGGUAGAGGAGGGUAAUGCCGUCGAAGCUGCCGUUUCCAGGGUACUUGAUGCGGGAGUUAUGACCGGUGAUCUCGGCGGAAAGUCUUCCACCACUGAGGUUGGUGAUGCUGUGGCUAAGGCUGUGAAGGAGUUGCUAGCGUAA
Messenger RNA from Kuraishia capsulata CBS 1993, 1170 nucleotides. RefSeq lists its product as uncharacterized. The record is from RefSeq and is a predicted model, not a curated record. Gene Ontology annotation, biological process: L-leucine biosynthetic process. The transcript has a single exon. Lineage: Eukaryota; Fungi; Ascomycota; Pichiomycetes; Pichiales; Pichiaceae. The coding region runs from base 1 to 1170 and encodes 389 amino acids. Gene Ontology annotation, cellular component: cytosol. Gene Ontology annotation, molecular function: 3-isopropylmalate dehydrogenase activity; NAD binding; magnesium ion binding.